GUCAGGUGCCUCGGCACGACCAUAAUGGCCUGCGUGCCUGAGGUAACCGACAUAUAAGGAAGUGUAUACGGACGUGACACAGAAAGCACUCUGAAACUGUCUCGCUUUCAGAUGCGAUACUUUGCUGGGACUGAUCUUCUGAGCAGACUAGCGAGUUGCGGUGCUCGUCUCUUCACCUAGGCUGCCGCGUUACAGCCUCAAGACCCGAUUACCGCCGCAUGCGCCUGUCGAAACUCCCUGCAAAGCAAUGCGUCUUUUGCAUCGCAGCGACACUGGCGAGUAUAGCCUCACCAAGGACUUAGUAGGCGAUGACACAAUCCCUCCCUAUGCGAUUCUUUCGCAUACUUGGAGGGAGGGCGAGGAGGUCACCUUCAAAGAUCUCAUGGAUGGUACCGGACAAAGUAAGACUGGCUAUGAUAAGAUCCGGUUUUGCGGACAACAGGCCGAAUAUGAUGGCUUGCAAUACUUUUGGGUGGACGCCUGCUGUAUCGAUAAAUUAAACCAUGUCGAACUUCAGGAGGCUAUCAAUUCCAUGUUUCGCUGGUACCAGAAGGCAACCAAAUGCUACGUUUAUUUGUUAGACGUUUCGACAACUAAGCGGAGAGCAAACGAUGAAUGUCUCGAAUAUACUUGGGAGCCAGCUUUUCGGGAAAGCCGAUGGUUUACCCGGGGCUGGACCCUUCAAGAGCUUCUCGCCCCGCGCUCCGUCGAAUUCUUCUCUCGAGAAGGCAAGCAACUAGGUGACAAGACAGCUCUAGAGCAAAAGAUUCACGAAAUUACGGGUAUUGCUACCCUAGCCCUUCAAGGAACCCCUCUAUGUGAGUUUAGCGUCGAGGAACGAUUAUCGUGGGCGAAAAGCCGCCAGACAACGCGCAAAGAAGACAGGGCGUACUCGUUGCUGGGUAUAUUCGACAUCCAUAUUUCGCUCAUCUAUGGCGAAGGGGAAGAGCACGCGUUCAAACGGCUCCGGAAGGAGAUCGACCAGCCUUCAAACGAUCUUCGACCGCAACAGGCCUCCACUCAAGCGGAGAAAAAAGACCAGGAAUGCCUCCAACACCUACGCCUCACCGAUCCCCGUGAUGACAAGAAGCGCAUCGAGGAAACCAAGGGCGGGCUGCUGAAAGACUCGUACGGCUGGAUUUUCGAAAACUCUGACUUCCAACGAUGGCAUAUCGACCAGCAGAGCCGACUGCUAUGGAUUAAGGGUGACCCCGGCAAGGGUAAGACGAUGCUGCUCUGCGGCAUAGUUAAUGAGCUGGAGAAGUCAGUAGCCAAGAUACAUCAGCUGUCCUACUUCUUCUGCCAGGCCACGGACUCGCGAAUCAAUAACGCCACAGCCGUGCUACGAGGUCUGGUAUACUUGCUCAUCGAUCAGCAACCAUCGCUCGUCUCGCAUAUUCGGAAGAAGUACGAUCACGCAGGCAAAGCCCUCUUUGAGGACGCAAAUGCCUGGGUUGCGCUAUCUGAGAUCUUCACAAACAUCUUACAAGACCCGAACUUGAAUAGCACGUACUUAAUCAUCGAUGCGCUUGACGAAUGCGUAGUAGACUUACCAAAACUGUUAGACUUUAUCGCCGAGCGGUUGUCAGUAUCUUCUCACGUCAAGUGGAUCGUCUCUAGCCGUAACUGGCCUGACAUCGAGGAAUGUCUAGAGAGGGCGGGACAUAAGGUGAGGCUAUGCCUCGAGCUUAAUGAAGAGUCUAUUUCUACGGCGGUCAGCAUAUUCAUCCAGCAUAAAGUGCUUCAGCUGGCAAAAAGAAAGAAGUACAACCAGAAAACGCGAGACGCGGUGUUAGACCAUCUAUCCUUACAUGCGAACAACACCUUCCUCUGGGUGGCAUUAGUUUGUCAAAACCUGGAAAAGAUCCCACGGUGGAACACCAUUGCGAGCCUAAACGUAUUUCCACCUGGACUUGACUCUCUUUACGAGCGGAUGAUGCAGCAAAUAUGUAAUUCAGGCAAUGCUGAUCUGUGCAAGCGGAUACUAGCCUCGAUCGCGAUCGUAUACCAGCCCAUCACACUAAAAGAGCUAACAUCUCUUGUCGAGAUGCUCGAAGACAUGGUCGAUGAUCUAGAGUCGUUACGGGAGAUUAUUAGCCUUUGUGGCUCGUUCCUUACUAUCCAAGAAGACACUAUCUACUUUAUACAUCAGUCUACGAAGGACUUUUUACGCACAAAAGCAUUCGACGAAGUCUUUCCAUCUGGAAGGGAAGAGGCUCACUACCUAAUCUUCUCAAGGUCGCUCCAGGUUAUGUACAAGACGCUACGACGGGACAUGUACAGCCUGCGUGCGCUAGGAUACCCUAUUGAGCGGGUCGAACAACCAGAUCUAGACCCGCUAGGGGCGUCACGCUACUCAUGUACCUACUGGGUUGAUCACCUUUGUGACUGGAAUCCCAACUCUUCUGCAAAUCACCCGGUCGUCCUGCAGGACGGAGGCGAUAUUGAUACGUUCCUGAGAAAGAAAUACCUCUACUGGCUAGAAGCUCUUAGCCUUUGCAAGAGCAUGUCGGAGGGAGUAGUGUCAAUGGCGAAACUUGAGGAUUUAACACAUGGAAGAGCAAAUGCAUCCGCAUUAAUCAAACUAGUUCGAGAUGCGCGUCGAUUUAUUAUGUAUCACAAGUGGGCAAUAGAGAACAGUCCUCUUCAGGCAUAUACGUCCGCGCUCGUGUUCAGUCCAGCUCACAGCCUGAUAAGGGGUCUUUUCAAGGAGGAAGGGCCAAAGUGGAUCACGAUACAACCGGCCAUAAGAGAUGAAUGGGGCGCGUGCCUGCAGACGCUCGAGGGCCAUAGCCGUUCGGUUAACUCGGUCGCCUUUUCUCACGACUCGGCACGGCUAGCUUCAGCAUCAAGCGACAAUACAAUCAAGAUUUGGGAUGCAAGUAGUGGCGCGUGCUUGCGGACUCUUAAGGGCCACAGCGGUAGCGGUUCAGUCAGCUCGGUUGCCUUCUCCCACGACUCGGCACAGCUAGCGUCAGCGUCAGACAAUACGGUCAAGAUCUGGGAUGCAAGCAGUGGCGUGUGCUUGCGGACUCUUAAGGGCCACAGCGGUAGCGGUUCAGUCAACUCGGUGACGUUCUCCCACGACUCGGCACAGCUAUCGUCAGCGUCAGACAACACAGUCAAGGUCUGGGAUUCAAGUAGUGGCGCGUGCUUGCAAACGCUCGAGGGCAGCGGUUCGGUUAGCUCAAUCGCCUUCUCCCACGACUCGGCACGGCUAGCAUCAGCGUCAGACAACACAGUCAAGAUCUGGGAUGCAAGCAAUGGCAUGUGUUUGCAAACGCUCGAGGGCCAUAGCGAUCAAGUUAACUCAGUCGCCUUCUCUCACAACUCGGCGCGGCUAGCGUCAGCGUCAAGCGACAACUCGGUCAAGAUCUGGAAUGCGAGUAAUAGCACGUGCCUGCGAACACUCGCGGGCCAUAGCGGUUCAGUCAGCUCGGUCGCCUUCUCCCACGACUCAGCACGGCUAGCGUCAGCGUCAUACGAUAGAACAGUCAAGAUCUGGGAUGUGGGCAAUGGCGUAUGCCUACAAACUCUCGAGGGCCAUAGUCGUUCGGUUAGUUUAGUUGCUUUUUCUCACGACUCGAUACGGCUAGCGUCAGCUUCAUACGAUAGGACAGUCAAGAUCUGGGAUAUGGGCAAUAUUGCGUUCUUGCAACCGCUUAAGGGCCAUAGCCGUUCAGUUAGCUCGGUCGCCUUCUCUCAUAACUUGCUACGGCUAGCGUCGGCGUCAUAUGAUAAGACGGUCAAGAUUUGGGAUACGGGCAGUGGUGUGUGCCUGCAAACGCUCGAGGGCCAUAGCGAUCGGGUUAGCUCAGUCGCCUUCUCUUAUGACUCGGCACAGCUGGCAUCGGCAUCAUACGAUAAGACGGUCAAGAUUUGGGAUACGGGCAGCGGCGCGUGCCUGCAGACGCUCGAGACUGGCCAGACAAUCUUUAGCAUAUCAUUCGAUAUUACUAGCUCGUGUCUUCACACUGACAUUGGUAUUAUCGCCAUUGAUGCAUCGUCAACGUCAAAUAUGACACUAAGUGUAACGCAUCCUCAAAAUCCUCGAUAUCAAGGCGUGGCUUUGAGUUCAGAUGGAGCAUGGAUAACAUACAAUUCAGAGAAGCUAGUUUGGCUACCCUCAGAGUAUCGGCCGUCGUCUUCGGCCGUGAUAGGGAAGACAAUCGGCAUUGGCGUCGGAUCUGGAAGGGUAUGGAUAUGCAACGUUGAGCUUAACAACUCUUUAGAACUUUGAUUGUUUAUAUAUAGCAGGGAGGACGGGCCGACCCGCUCCGGCGACGGAGUUGACCCUAUGGUGGAUGAACGGAAAAACUUUUGGAUUGUUGAAAGAGUAGGAUAUUCAUCU
Molecule: messenger RNA, 4351 nt
Organism: Hyaloscypha bicolor E
Lineage: Eukaryota; Fungi; Ascomycota; Leotiomycetes; Helotiales; Hyaloscyphaceae
Product: WD40 repeat-like protein
Exons: 4
Coding region: 248-4240 (1330 amino acids)
Biological process (GO): nuclear migration; microtubule organizing center organization; vesicle transport along microtubule
Cellular component (GO): microtubule associated complex; cytoplasmic microtubule; nuclear envelope
Molecular function (GO): microtubule plus-end binding; dynein complex binding
Source: RefSeq, a predicted model, not a curated record